UGUGUGUGUGAACUGAGAUUGUGUAAUCUUUGUGUAUUGUUUUUUUUUUUUUCACCGAGUUAGAAAAUGUAGCUCUGUCUCUACAGAGACAGUUGCACUGCUAACACACACUGUCCUCAAGCAGGAGAGGAGGCAUGAUUUCUAAUUCCAGAUGGUCUCUAUUGCCAGGCUGUCUUCAUUGACACUGCCAACUUGUUUUGCAUUUUCUUUUAGUCACUGUGCUUUGGUAGUCAGUUAUAGGAUACUGUAGUGUACUGUUGUUUUAGGGCCAGAUAGCACUGAAUUUUCCUUUAUAUUGUGUUUUUGUGUGUUCCAGUGGGUGAUGUACUGUAGUGUUACAGUAUCCAACAGAAGUGAGUACAUCCCUGUGCAGAAUCACUUAAUUGUAAAAUGAUUCAAAACUGUAUCGCCUCUCAAUGAUUGCAUUAUUUCUAAGUUGAAAAGUAAAGUGUUUCUGCUUACGAACAACUCAAUGAUCAAAAACAAACACUUUAGAAAAAACUAUAUUGAAAAUACAGGAACCAAAAUAGAAAUGCACUGCAACAAAAGUGAAUACGCCUGUGAUCACUGACACACAAGUUAGAAAACCUGUGAUCAUUAAAACAAAAAUUGAGCACACCUGUGAUUUCCAAUUAGCCUAAUUUCAUGAACAUGGUUAUAAAAUGACCUGUCAUUAAUUUUAUCUGAGAUCAGUGGUGCUUCUGACGAGUAUGUGUAGAUGUUAGAGUUAACUUGUGUUGCUAUAUUUCUAUAUAAAGCUACAGUGCAUCCGGAAAGUAUUCACAGUGCUUCACUUUUUCCACAUUUUGUUAUGUUACAGCCUUAAUCCAAAAUGGAUUAAAUUCAUUAUUUUCCUCAAAAUUCUACAAACAAUACCCCUUAAUGACAACAUGAAAGAGGUUUGUUUGAAAUCUUUGCAAAUUUAUUAAAAAUAAAAAACAAAAAAAGCAUAUUUACAUAAGUAUUCACAGCCUUUGCCAUGACACUCAAAAUUGAGCUCAGGUGCAUCCUGUUUCCACUGAUCAUCCUUGAGAUGUUUCUACAAUGUGAUUGGAGUCCACCUGUGGUAAAUUCAGUUGAUUGGACAUAAUUUGGAAAGGCACACCACUGUCUGUAUAAGGUCCCUGAAAUUUACCUGUCUUUCUCCCUCUUGCUCAUACACUUCCUUUGAAUUUCAUGCUGUUACAGUCACUGACCCUGCCAAAAUGCACUUUCUUGUUGUUUACCGUCCUCGAGGUCAACUGGGGAAGUUCAUCGAUGAAUUUGACACGCCACUGUCCACCAUCCCAGAUGAUGGAACUCCUCUUCUGGUCCUUGGUGAUUUCAACAUUCAUCUAGACAAGCCACAUGCAGCUGACUUUCUUGCUCUCCUUCCCACAUUCGACCUCAAGCAGUUCACCACACCAGUAACCCACAAAGCCGGCAAACAGCUUGACCUCAUCCUCACACGUAAUUGCACCACACAUAAUCUUCUCAUUACUCCUCUCCACAUCUCCGACCAUUUCUUUAUCCAGUUCUCUACUUCUCUCCCCUCACCACCAUCACUGUCUCCUCCCUCUAUCUCUUUUCAUCGCAAUCUUCGCUCCCUUUCCCCCUCACAUUUCUCCUCCGUUGUCACAACCUUACUUCCCUCCGACAGCCACCUUUCCUCACUUGACUUAAACACCGCAACCGACAUGCUAUGUUCCACCCUAACAUCUUCUCUUGACAACAUAUGCCCCCUAAAAUCCCGACCUGCUCGCACAUCACCCUCUAGUCCUUGGCUCUCAGAAGCUCUGCGUAACAACUGGGCCAAACUAAGAGCAUCUGAAAGGAAAUGGCGCAAAUCAAACAACCCAACUGACCUAACCAAUUACCAGACACUUCUCUCUUCUUUUUCCAAUAGCAUCUCCAUUGCUAAAGCCACAUUCUAUCAAGAGAAGAUUGGCAGCUCUCCCAACAUCCGCAUUCUUUUCAAAACCUUUUCCUCUCUACUCUGUCCCCCACCUCCCCCUUCCCCUACUUCUCUCACUGCAGAUGACUUUGCCACUUUCUUUACCAACAAGAUUACAUCAAUCAGGAACCAGUUCUCAACCCCAGACAUGCAUAGACCGACUCCUCCUCCGUGUAACUCCCAACUGACUUCCUUCUUUCCCCUCUCAGAGACUGAUCUCUAAACUCCUCCUCUCUAGCCAUCCCACAACCUGUCCUCUUGACCCUAUCCCUUCUCACGUUCUUCAG
Messenger RNA from Ictalurus punctatus (channel catfish), 2220 nucleotides. RefSeq lists its product as uncharacterized. Lineage: Eukaryota; Metazoa; Chordata; Actinopteri; Siluriformes; Ictaluridae. The transcript has a single exon. The record is from RefSeq and is a predicted model, not a curated record. The coding region runs from base 1206 to 2156 and encodes 316 amino acids.